AUAUAUGGCAAUAGAGUACAAGAACGUAUAAAACAUCACCAGAUCAAUGACAGGUUAAGUCUGUGGUAUGGAUAAUUAGAUUGAUAUUGGAUCAUUUUUUCGGAAAGGUAUUCCUGGUUUUGAAGAUGGGUAAGAACAACAGCAAACUGGAGCCAGGGACGAUCGAGGAGCUGAGUAAACAAACCGAGUUUUCAGAACAGGAGCUGCAACAAUGGUACAAAGAUUUCAUGAAUGACUUCCCGAAAGGUUAUGUAAAGCUGCACGAAUUUGAGAAGAUGUACGAGGGAUUUUUCCCUAAUGGAGAUGCAUCCAAGUUUGCCAGACACGUUUUUCACGCGUUUGAUCAAAAUGGAGAUGGGCACAUCGAUUUCAAAGAAUUUGUCUGUGGGUUGAACGCCACACUUCGGGGAACAAUAGAGCAGAAGCUCAAGUGGGCUUUCAGGGUGUACGAUAUUCACGAGGAUGGGUUUAUUUCCAAGGAUGAAAUGAAGGAUAUUAUCUCAGCUAUUCAUAAAGUGACUGGCAAUAAAAGAGACACUUGUAAAGAGAAGUCUUUACAACAGGAGAUUGAAGAAGUGUUCCAGCGGAUGGAUAAAAACGCCGACCAGAAAAUCUCCCUCAAAGAAUUCGUAGAAAACGCGGCCAAGGAUCCAGGUUUAGUAUCGUUACUUGAACUACAUCAGACUACUGACAAGUGUUCCAAAUAAGGAAGAGGAGAACAGUAC
This is a messenger RNA of Saccostrea echinata, 725 nucleotides long. Its product is annotated as neurocalcin homolog. The record is from RefSeq and is a predicted model, not a curated record. Lineage: Eukaryota; Metazoa; Mollusca; Bivalvia; Ostreida; Ostreidae. Gene Ontology annotation, molecular function: calcium ion binding. Bases 126 to 707 code for a protein of 193 amino acids. The transcript has 2 exons.